AUGAGCCAACCAACACAAAUACAAAGCAGCAGCUUCACUUGCGAGUUGACACAGCGGCCGGCGAUCUGUCCACCAUGGACGGGCACAUCAACCUAGGUCAUGCCAACUCGUACAUAUUAUCUCAACGGAAGACACUAAAUCAGCCACAAGAAGAGGCAGUAAAGGCAGCUAAAAGAGAGCUGCCCAGGUCUCCUAAGCAACCAUGGAUGCUCCGCGUUCAAGGUGUACAAGGCCGAUUUGGAGUGGUUCCCUCGCAAGCCUCUGCUAUUCCCCACCUCUCACGGCGUUCUGCAUCUAGAUUGUUUUCUUCAGUGGCAGGAAGGUUUCCAAGGAGGUACAGAAAGCAAAGUUCAAACAAUUCAGUGCAGCAGCAGCAACACCUCCAAGGUGAGAAAUAUGUGCCUAUUUAUCCUUCUUUGCUAGCUGUGUUCCUCUGCCGGGCAUCGACCAUGAUCUCCAUGUCGCCACUAAGGCCAUGGCUCCUGGGAUCCAGGACGCUGAGCUCGCAUGGUCUAGGCCACUAUCGAUUUUUUUUCUCUUGGUCGAUGGCCUCUUUCGCCUAUGGUCGGAUCUGUGCGUCAGCGUCCACAGGAGGAUUAGGAUCUGGCUGUGCUCCAUGACCAUCACAACCAAGCCAGGGAGCGCCAGAGAUCACAACUUGAAAAUUUUAACUGCAAUAUUUGUUGGUCAGUGUCCUCCUCUGAAAUUGUUCGUAAGGUAGUGCUUUAUUCUGUAUAGCAUCCUUGGAAGAUUGUGUGGUGUGAUGCUUUAUUUAUAAAGCGGGUGUAGAGCCCUUUUUGUUAUUCUGUAUAGCAAAGGGAAAGAGCCUCAAUUUGGUAUAGCAAUGGGGGCGAUCCUUCGUUGGAAGAAACAUUGGUGUGAAACAUAUAGACUUACUGUUUUUUAAUACUAGCAUAGUGUUGGUUGUUAAUUUUAAGUGUGUCAUCAGUUUUUCAGCUAAUGAAGUUAUGCUCACGACAUGGAGGACUUCAAGGACAACCUACCUGAUUAGUGAACUAGGCCAUUUACUAUACAAAUAGUUAUUUUGUUACAAGUUACGCCUGUUGCUUCUAAAUACUACACUUUUGGUUGCAUUUUGCAACUAAGGACAACACAAGCAGACUCUAAAACAUUCGAGCAAUGCCCAAGGUUAGUCCUUUUUUCCACUAUUGUGAACAUGGACGUUGAGUAGGUAAAUUUUUUUGCGAGGGACGUUGAGUAGGUAAUUGCUCCUAAAAGAAACCUAAUUAAUGUAGUGUUGAACCUAAUUUUGAGAUGAUUUUUAUUCUACCAUUGUACAGUGCACAUUAGCAUCGUCUAAAUACAUACGCCUCUUGGGGUUUCUUUUUGGUGGCAAAUUGAUUCUUGCAAUCAUAGCGGAAAGGCCAGCAAUAAGGCACUUUAGACUGAUGAAACUUGCAUAAGUAUUCCUCUUUGUGAUACGAUUUCACCAAAAGUUUCAACAUUGAGAUGUUUUUACUUAGUUAAAGCCCGAACUGAGGCACCCACCCAUACAUGUAUAAGCUCCAAAAACAUAAAACAAUAUGCAAAGAAUUUUUCAGCUUUCGGGCUAUAAGCAUUAGACAUUUUCAUAAGAAAUGGUGAAUGUUAGUAUCAAUUGAAUCAAUUUGACCUUAACGCAGUGCAGGUACUGUUAAAUCUGUAGUUGUAAUUUAUUCAUCUGUAACUUGAUUUUCUUUUCACUUCUGUUUUUAUAAAUUCAUGUAGUCAUCUAUAAUAAUGAUUUUUUUUCUUUUGAGAGAGAAAUUGUGUGUUUGCUCUGGUUUCAGUUUUAACGUCAGCUCCUUCCAAUCCGUAACUACUUAUAGACUACUUCAUACGGAUGGGUUUGCAACUUUGUGUACAGACUGCUUCAACACUUCUAUUUUCUAUAGGACUUGGAUUAAUAAUCUCCAACAAUAUGGUCAUGCUUCUUAUAUUCUCUUUCAGUUCUAAAUACAUUUGUGCUUUUCUCUAUGUUGUACUACUAAACUAUGUGUGAUAGACUAAACAUAAAAAUAUGACGGGGUGUUGGUUUCAGCCACAGAAAGAAUUGAUUUGGAGAACAAAGGGAAUUUUCGGCGGACGAAGAACUCGCUCGAGAUGCUCCAGUGAUGAUUUUAUAUAGCGUUUUAUCUAAACCUGGGUUCCUUCUUUCAGACUGGGCAGUGCCAUAUGAUGUGAAGCCGGUGUAAUAAAUUUUUCAUUUGGCAUCGGUGGUGAUGUGGCAACCUUUUAGACAAUUUGGCACCUGUAACACAGUGGAAAACCUCAUACGAGCUGGUUGCCUUCUUGGUUGUUGCGGCUUCUGAAUUAAGUGUACCACUAUGUUUAAAACGCCAUGAUCAGAAGUUGUGGUGGGUGUACCGAUUGACUUUUAUUACAUGACUAUUCCUAAGAUUGAUUCUUA
Molecule: messenger RNA, 2410 nt
Organism: Triticum dicoccoides
Lineage: Eukaryota; Viridiplantae; Streptophyta; Magnoliopsida; Poales; Poaceae
Exons: 4
Coding region: 75-620 (181 amino acids)
Source: RefSeq, a predicted model, not a curated record